AUGGUCCUCCUCUCCAACCUCCUUACCCUCCUCGUCUCCCUAAUCCACAUUUACAUCCUCCUCCUCGAAACAACCCUCUGGACACAUCCCGCCUACGGCCGCAAGAUAUUCCGGAUGACAGAGGAAUUCGCACAGCAGACAAGAUUGUUGGCGGUGAAUCAGGGGGUCUAUAACGGGUUUUUGGCACUGGGCCUGCUCUGGGGGAUAUGGCAUCCUGUGCCGAUGGUCGGGCAGCAGGUCAAGUUGUUUUUCCUCGGUUGUGUCUCUUUUGCUGGCGGGGCUGGGGCGUUGACUGUGGGGAGGAGGGUUUUUUGGGUGCAAAGUGUGCCUGCGAUGGUGGCGGGGAUUGCGGUUGUGGCUUGGGGGUAG
Molecule: messenger RNA, 369 nt
Organism: Podospora pseudocomata
Lineage: Eukaryota; Fungi; Ascomycota; Sordariomycetes; Sordariales; Podosporaceae
Exons: 1
Coding region: 1-369 (122 amino acids)
Source: RefSeq, a predicted model, not a curated record